This is a messenger RNA of Trichomycterus rosablanca, 1184 nucleotides long. RefSeq lists its product as uncharacterized. The record is from RefSeq and is a predicted model, not a curated record. Bases 121 to 948 code for a protein of 275 amino acids. The transcript is spliced from 8 exons. NCBI's taxonomy places the organism in Eukaryota, Metazoa, Chordata, Actinopteri, Siluriformes, Trichomycteridae. Gene Ontology annotation, biological process: biosynthetic process.
AACAUUCAAGUGCGUUCAGUUCACAACUGUAAAUAUAACAGCUGUACAGAUGUGGAGCGGUUUAUUACCUUAAUGUGAGAGGAGACUGAUGAUCUUUAACGAAGAUUUUACACCUGAUUAAUGAUGAAAGCGAUUAUUUUGGCUGCGGGAUAUGGGACGAGGCUACAGAAGGACUUAGAGAAGGACACCAGUGGGAAGUAUAAACAUCUAAAUGGUGUUUCUAAAGCUCUGCUGCCAGUGGGGAACUGUGCCCUCAUUUCUCACUGGAUCAAAGCUCUCAACACAUCUGCAUCUGUGCAUGAAGUUUAUGUGAUUACCAAUGCAGUUUACUAUGAAGCGUUCCAGCGCUGGGCCCAGAAGUUCCCCAACGUUCGAGUUCUCAGUGAUGGGACGAGAACUAAUGAGGGACGACUUGGUGCGGUCGCUUGUCUUCAGCUGACCGUCAAGCACUUUGCAGUGGACGAUGAUGUCAUAGUGAUCGGAGGCGACACUCUGUUCGGAGAGGACUUCAGUCUCCGGGCGUUUACAGAGCACUUCGCUGAGCUGCAGAAGACGGAGCCGGACAGCAAUCUGGUCCUGUCGUAUCAGUGCAGGGAUGAAGAAACAUCAAAGUACGGCAUUCUGGAGGUGGACGCAGAUCUUCGGGUGACGCGUAUGAAGGAAAAACCUCAGCCAACCGAGACACAUGCACGCAACGCCUGUCCGUGUUUCUACUUGUAUUCGAGAGCGACGCUUCCCCUCUUGGAGACCUUCCUACGUGAAAAUGAGAUGAGGCCAAUUGAAGAGAAAGACGCACCAGGAACCUUCCUGUCAUGGCUCAUAUUACGGAGACCCGUACACAUCCAGAGGAUAUCGGGACGUUUCGAUGUGGGAAAUCUUCCUUCUUAUGUAGAAUGCGACCGAUACUUCCAAGAGCAGCUUCAACAUCCAGAGCUUUAUUUAAUAUAGCUGGAUCUGGAUUUUUUAUAAGAAAUGUUAUUUUAAACUGCCAGGAAAUGAACUGAUCACGGAUUUACUCCCGUUUCACACAGGAUGUGAAAAUCCAGGCCUAAGAUAAUCAGCGUACGUCUUUAAACGAGCCUUGAAUGUGCAGUGGUGUUGGAAUUUCUAUUUAUCAGCAAUGUGUUAACAAUCUUUUAUGAUUUUAUAAUAUUUAAUUAAUAAAGCAUUUGAUUCAAAUCAAA